Meloidogyne enterolobii is the source of this 2751-nucleotide messenger RNA. NCBI's taxonomy places the organism in Eukaryota, Metazoa, Nematoda, Chromadorea, Rhabditida, Meloidogynidae. The record is from the annotation of a GenBank genome assembly.
AUGAAAGUGCCAUUAGAACCUCGGAUGUCUGUUCAACGUGACGCUGUUCUUGACUUACUUAAACAGCUGGCAUCUGAUAAUGAAGAUUAUUUUAAACAAAUUCACAACCCUUCUAUUUAUAAUAGACGAAUUCUAGAAAGUUGUAAAGAAUUGUGUUCUUCUAUUGACCUCAUUCGCGAAAUAAUUUGUCAGCUCCAAGUUGCUUCGCAAAAUUAUGACUACGAUGAAAAUACUCCUGGAAAUGGAUUUCGUUCUCUUAUUUGUAUUAGUGACAUUGUUCUUUUACAUUUAAUUUCGGUACUUCGAAUCUGCUCAGACAAUCGGACUACAAUUAUGUUUCGUUUAUCGCAUUGUUGCAAGGAAAUUGAGGCCUAUGUGGCUAUUAUUCGCUUUCUUAUUUUGGCAUAUCAACAGGUUGUCUCUUUAUUGGACGUCUUGGAUAACAAUAGCUUGUUUCCACCGCUUAAUAGUGACUAUCAACAAUAUAAUAUAAUGUUCCGUGGAAUUGAAAACCUCGAUGCUUCUUGCUUUUAUGGACGUUCUCUUGGAUUUCAAUUCUCACCUUCUAUCACUCGAAUUUUUCGAGUUAUUGGAUUGAUUUUGGCCACUUAUAGUCUUUCAUGGGAAAGCACUGUGGCUCUAAGCUCUUUAAUUAGGGGCGGCCGGAUGCUUUUGAAUCCGGAACAGCGUGCAAAACACAUUAUUAAGGUUAUUUUGCUGGUUUUUUUCAUUAAGAAUUAUUUUAAGGUGACCCGAGAAGCAAGCAUAGGAUUUUGUCGUGGUUUUUGGAAUCUUUCAGAAUUGACAAUGCCUAGUUUAUAUUGUCCUGUUAUGGCAACUUGUGAGAAGACUGAAAUUAAAUUAGCUGGUACUCUUUCGCUAGAAUCGGUUAAUGGAGGUUUUGUUCAAAUUCAUGAGCCAUCUUCGCAUACUGGACCUCGACCUAUUGCUUUGCGUGUUCUUUCUUUUCAACAACGUUUUGGAUUGAAUUCAAGCAGUUCUCGAAAUUUGACUCUUUCGCCUUAUUUGGUUAUUCAUUGUCAUGGUGGUGGUUAUGUUGCUACUUCAUCUAAAUCACAUGAGACUUAUCUUCGAUAUUGGGCCAAAUCUUUGGAAUGCCCACUUAUUUCUAUUGACUACUCGUUGGCACCUGAAAAUCCCUUUCCUCGCCCAACAGAGGAGGUUCUUUAUGCUUAUGCUUGGAUUCUUAUAAAUCACGAGAAAUUUGGUUGGACUGGUGAAAAAGUUUGUCUUGUUGGCGAUUCUGCUGGAGGAAAUUUGAUUGUGUCUGUUUCAUUGAAGCUUGUCGAAUUGGGUGUUAAAAGACUUCCUGACGGACUUGUUCCCAUCUAUACUCCUUUUUUGUUUCAGUAUUUGCCGUCCCCUUCUCGUGUUCUUAGCUUUAUGGACCCUCUUUUGCAUAUGGGUGUAGUAAUUCGUUGUGCAGCAGCUUACUCUGGUACUUAUACUGAUGAGGAGUUGGAUAAGGACGCUUCUUUUAAAGAGAGUCCGAAUGUUCCAGCAAAUAAUGGACAUAGAUCGUUGCAGGAUUAUGUUGACCAGGUGCAGCGAGCGCAGAAUGAAAGUCUCUUGGAUUUCACGCAAGGCUCGCAAUCUAUUGUUUCAUUAAUCAAUUUGUCGUUAUUCAACAAAUCUGUCCCUGAGCAACCUAAUUUUGAUUCUCCACCCAAAGAAGACGAUAAACGAUUAGACAAAACUGUGGGAUUUGUAAUGCCAACAGAAAAUGUUGGAGGAGGAGGAGAGUCUCAAGAUGAAGGGGAUAACAGGCCAAAUGCUGAAGAUGAUGAAGAAGAUUCUGCAAUGCAAUCGGUUAGAGUAGAUGCUGAUCCGGCACAUAUUUUUCUUUCGACAACAAAUUUUGACCAAUGCUUGAUUGACUAUUUACAAAUACAUCCAAUUACUAAAAGUUCAAUAAAUACUUUUACUGAUCAAGCAUCUACUGACUCAAAAGUAUUUGGUGAUGAAUCAGAAGAAACUGAGGUUUUUACUGCAGCUGAACGUUCCAAUGAUAAAUUGCUGACCCCAACAUCAAUUCUUGCUCCAGAUAUUACUCAACAACAAUCAACUCCGUCGAGUACAGCGUCAAGCACUUCUUUCUUUCGAAAUAUUUUACAUUCUAAUACAAGCAAUAAAGAUGACAGUCAAGGACGUUUGAGUUAUUUUAGUCCUGGUUCAAGCUUAGGAUGUACUCCAUUGCAUAGCAAGAAGCGACUUUCAAGAAACAAAUCCCGUUCACUCAGUCAAAGUCUAGCAGACACCGCUGCCCUUGCUGCAGGGCAUGCAACCGACAAAAUAACUGAAUGGCUUGAUACACCAAUGGAACCAUUAGGAAGCGUUGACAAAAAGAAGCUUACACGUGCUGCAACAAUGUCUCCAAUGAGUGCAGCGAAAGUCCAACAAAAAGAAGCAGUCCAUCAUCAUUCUCAUUUUACUGAAUUGUUAAAACUUAAACUUCCACGUGAACAUUUAAUGUCGCCUAUGUAUACACCAGCUGAAACUCUUGCUAAAUUACCUCCAAUCCGUUUUGUGGCUUGCCAUCUUGACCCAUUACUUGACGAUACUAUAAUGUUUGCAAAAAAGGUCCGAGACUCUGGAGGGAAGGUACAUAGCGUAGAUUUGCUUGAUUCUUUGCCUCAUGGAUUUCUCAAUUUUUCGCCAAUGUCCUCUGACUGUCAAAAUGGAGCAAAUAUUUGUUUGGAACGAAUUAAACAAACUCUUGGGAUGCCUUAA